Messenger RNA from Chaetomium globosum CBS 148.51, 1107 nucleotides. RefSeq lists its product as uncharacterized. NCBI's taxonomy places the organism in Eukaryota, Fungi, Ascomycota, Sordariomycetes, Sordariales, Chaetomiaceae. Gene Ontology annotation, molecular function: fatty acid synthase activity. Bases 1 to 1107 code for a protein of 368 amino acids. Gene Ontology annotation, biological process: secondary metabolite biosynthetic process; fatty acid biosynthetic process. The transcript is spliced from 3 exons. The record is from RefSeq and is a predicted model, not a curated record.
AUGCUGUUCGACCGGUUAAGCCCGCCAGCGGCGCCGUUCUAUAACGGACUGGAGGUUGCCACGCAAGCAAAUCCGUGGCCCCGGGUAAAUCACGUCCGGAGAGCGAGCGUCAACAGCUUUGGCUUCGGCGGCGCCAACGCCCAUAUCAUCCUUGAAAACUACGACCCCGCGGCUGGGGUGGCCAAGGAUUCUAUCAGAGACACUAGCAAACAUCCGGCCACCUUCACCCCCUUCAUCUUUUCUGCGGCGUCCGAAACAGCUCUCGAGGAGAUGCUACAGGCAUACGUUGUGCAUUUGACCGAGCAACCACAGUUCUCGCCACCCGACCUUUCCCACACGCUAUAUGCUAGAAGAUCCGGCUUAGGGGUGCGAGUGGCAUUACCGGCUUCGAUGUCACCGGAACGCCUCGCCUGCUCUAUUACAGACUACCUAGAACUCGUCCGUGCUCGUCAGAAACACAAGGGGCGCCUGACAUCAGCAUCGAUCGUCUUGGUAGACCUGCUAUAUGCCGCCGGGGUUGAGUUUGCAGCCGUUGUUGGCCACUCCUCGGGGGAGAUAGCGGCAGCAUACGCUGCAGGCAUGAUCAGCGCCGAAGAAGCAAUCAAAAUUGCCUACUAUCGUGGCUGGUGCCUUCAGCGGUAUGUCUCGGCUCAAGGGCGUAUAAUGGCUGUCGGGACCUCGCUCGAGAACGGGAGCGAACUAUGCGGUCUACAGGAAUUCGAUGGCCGGCUAUACGUGCAUUCUGGUACAAUGAUGGGAACAGCAGCGCAUCUUCAAUCCCUCAAAGGAGAGUACUGGAAGCACAACAUGCUACAGCCGGUUCUAUUUGCCCAGGCCAUUGAGGUAGCUGCCAGGAUGAACCAAGAUGCGCCCUUCAACAUGGCCAUUGAGGUAGGCGCUCAUCCAGCGCUAAAAGGACCAGCAACGGAAACACUGGCCGCCAUAUAUGAAGGGAGCCAGCCGUCUCCGCCGAUAUACACGGGUACCCUGCAGCGUGGCACAGAAGAAGACACUGGAGCUUUGUCUGCCACGCUCGGGUUCGUAUGGAGCCGGUUCGCAACGACCAUCGUCGACUUCAUCAAGUACGAGGCCGUUGCAACAGGGUAG